Saccharomycodes ludwigii is the source of this 1926-nucleotide messenger RNA. RefSeq names its product Hsp70 family ATPase ECM10 (gene ECM10). Bases 1 to 1926 code for a protein of 641 amino acids. The transcript has a single exon. Gene Ontology annotation, molecular function: heat shock protein binding; misfolded protein binding; ATP binding. Gene Ontology annotation, biological process: protein refolding; cellular response to unfolded protein. Gene Ontology annotation, cellular component: mitochondrion; cytoplasm. NCBI's taxonomy places the organism in Eukaryota, Fungi, Ascomycota, Saccharomycetes, Saccharomycodales, Saccharomycodaceae. The record is from RefSeq and is a predicted model, not a curated record.
AUGUUGUCUGCUCGUAGUAACGUUUUACGUCAAAUUUCUCGUCGUUUCAAUUCUAACAAGGUCCAAGGUGCGGUCAUUGGUAUCGACUUGGGUACCACAAACUCUGCUGUUGCUAUCAUGGAGGGUAAGGUUCCAAAGAUUAUCGAAAAUGCUGAAGGUUCCAGAACAACUCCAUCUGUUGUUGCUUUUACCAAGGAGGGUGAAAGACUAGUUGGUAUUCCAGCCAAGCGUCAAGCUGUUGUCAACCCAGAAAAUACUUUGUUUGCCACCAAGCGUUUGAUUGGUAGAAGAUUCGAUGACGCAGAAGUUCAAAGAGAUAUUAAACAAGUUCCAUACAAGAUUGUCAAGCACUCUAAUGGUGAUGCUUGGGUUGAAGCCAGAGGAAAAACUUAUUCUCCAGCUCAAAUUGGUGGGUUUGUCUUAAAUAAAAUGAAAGAGACUGCUGAAAGUUAUUUGGGUAAGCCAGUUAAGAAUGCUGUUGUUACAGUUCCUGCUUAUUUCAACGAUUCUCAAAGACAAGCUACCAAGGAUGCUGGUCAAAUUGUUGGUUUAAACGUUUUGAGAGUUGUUAACGAACCAACCGCUGCUGCUUUGGCCUACGGUUUAGAAAAGACUGAGGCCAAAAUUAUUGCUGUUUUUGAUUUGGGUGGUGGUACUUUUGAUAUUUCCAUUUUGGAUAUCGACAAUGGUGUUUUUGAAGUCAAGUCUACCAACGGUGAUACCCAUUUGGGUGGUGAGGAUUUCGAUAUUACCUUGUUGAGAGAUAUUGUUGCAAAAUUCAAGGAUGAAUCAGGUAUUGAUUUGGAAAAUGACAGAAUGGCUAUCCAAAGAAUCAGAGAGGCUGCUGAAAAAGCCAAGAUUGAAUUAUCUUCUACUGUUUCCACUGAAAUCAAUUUGCCAUUUAUUACCGCUGAUGCUUCAGGUCCAAAGCAUAUCAACAUGAAAUUCUCCAGAGCUCAAUUUGAAACCUUGACUGAACCAUUAAUUAAGAGAACUGUUGAGCCAUGUAAGAAGGCUUUGAAGGAUGCUGGUAUCGCCACUUCAGAUGUCGGUGAAGUUAUUCUGGUUGGUGGUAUGUCUAGAAUGCCAAAGGUUGUUGAAACUGUUAAGCAAAUUUUUGGUAAGGAACCAUCCAAGAGUGUUAAUCCAGACGAAGCUGUUGCCAUGGGUGCUGCUAUCCAAGGUGCUGUUUUGGCCGGUGAAGUCACAGAUGUCUUGUUAUUGGAUGUCACUCCAUUAUCCUUGGGUAUUGAAACUUUGGGUGGUGUUUUCACCAGAUUGAUUCCAAGAAACACUACCAUUCCAAGUAAGAAAUCUCAAAUUUUCUCUACUGCAGCAUCUGGCCAAACUUCUGUUGAAAUUAGAGUUUUCCAAGGUGAACGUGAAUUGGUUAGAGACAACAAAUUGAUUGGUAACUUUACAUUAUCAGGGAUCCCACCUGCUCCAAAGGGUGUUCCACAAAUUGAAGUCACUUUUGACAUUGAUGCUGAUGGUAUUAUUAAUGUUUCUGCUAGAGACAAAGCUAGUAAUAAGGAUGCUUCUAUCACUGUUGCUGGUUCCUCUGGUUUGAGCGAAUCUGAAAUUGAACAGAUGGUUAACGAUGCCGAAAAAUUCAAGAGCCAAGAUGAGGCUAAAAAGAGUGCUAUUGAAAAUGCGAACAAAGCUGAUCAAUUAUGUAACGAUACCGAAGCUUCUUUGAAAGAAUUUGAAGCUAAGGUUGAUAAGGCUGAGGCCCAAAAGGUUAAGGAUCAAAUUACUGCCUUGAGGGAGUUUGUUGCCAGAGCUCAAGCUGGUGAAGAAGUUAAGGCUGAAGAAUUGAAGACCAAGACUGAGGAAUUACAAAACGCCUCUAUGAAGUUAUUUGAACAAAUCUACAAGAACAAUCAAGGCGGUGAGGCUAAACCAAACCCAGAAGAGAAGAAAUGA